AUGUCUAGACUUGAUGCGCAGCCAUACGGCGAUUGGUCUGGGUGCCAUGCUGUCGCGUGGGACGCCAAUGUCAACCCAAGCAUGGGCGACCGCGUGGCCUCCAACGAGCAUACCAAGUCCGGCUAUCCACUCGGGCUCAUGCUCAAUACUGACGGAAGGCGGUUUGUGGAUGAGGGUGCCGACUUGCGCAACUAUACAUAUGCCGAAUAUGGCCGAGCAGUUCUUGGGCAACCUGAUCACGUUGCGUUCCAGGUUUGGGACUCACGAGUGGCGUCCAUGCUUCGUUCCGAGGAAUACCGCGAGGAAAGAGUUGAGCGUAUCACGGCCAAUUCCAUUGAGGAGCUCUCUGAAAAGUGCUUGGCACGUGGACUACGGAACAGGGCAAACUUUGUCCAGACAAUUCGGGACUACAAUGAGGCGGUGUACGCCAACAGACAAGAGACCUCUUCGUGCCCCCGGAAGUUCAACCCUGCUAUAAGGGAUGGGUUAUCGACCUUGUCGUCAUCGAAGAGUGUCGACCCUCCGAAGACGAAUUGGGCCCUUCCACUGGACAAAGGUCCCUUCCUCGCAGUGAAGGUUACCUGCGGGAUCACGUUCACUUUUGGCGGACUCAAACUGUCGGCAGAUACGUCACAAAUCAUCAACUCGAUCAAUGGCAAGCCUAUACCUGGAUUCUACUGCUGUGGAGAAAUGCUUGGUGGUCUUUUCUAUCACAAUUAUCCUGGGGGCAGUGGUUUGACCUCGGGCGCGGUGUUCGGUCGCCGCGCCGGCCAAGCCGCUGCACGAAGAGUGUUGGCUAUUCGGCAGGGUCGAUCCUAUCCAGGAAAGCUGUGA
This is a messenger RNA of Purpureocillium lilacinum, 834 nucleotides long. RefSeq lists its product as uncharacterized. NCBI's taxonomy places the organism in Eukaryota, Fungi, Ascomycota, Sordariomycetes, Hypocreales, Ophiocordycipitaceae. The record is from RefSeq and is a predicted model, not a curated record.